Hippoglossus stenolepis (Pacific halibut) is the source of this 1989-nucleotide messenger RNA. It is a transcript of the gene slc5a1, whose product is annotated as solute carrier family 5 member 1. Gene Ontology annotation, biological process: sodium ion transport; transmembrane transport. The coding region runs from base 1 to 1989 and encodes 662 amino acids. NCBI's taxonomy places the organism in Eukaryota, Metazoa, Chordata, Actinopteri, Pleuronectiformes, Pleuronectidae. The record is from RefSeq and is a predicted model, not a curated record. The transcript has 15 exons. Gene Ontology annotation, molecular function: D-glucose:sodium symporter activity. Gene Ontology annotation, cellular component: plasma membrane.
AUGUCUCAAGACUACUUUGGAUGGUCCCUCACAAGGAGCAACAUGAGGAGCAACACGAGGAGCAACACGACCACUGUGGCCCUGAACAAUGCAGCAGAUAUCUCCGUCAUUGUGAUUUACUUUCUGGUUGUGUUGGCUGUCGGAGUAUGGGCGAUGGUUCGCACCAACCGAUCCACUGUCGGUGGCUUCUUCCUCGCAGGGAGGAGCAUGGUGUGGUGGCCGAUCGGAGCGUCACUAUUUGCCAGCAACAUCGGCAGUGGCCACUUUGUAGGAAUCGCUGGGACUGCAGCGGCCUCAGGAAUAGCCAUUGGUGGAUUUGAAUGGAAUGCUCUCAUCGUGGUUGUCAUUCUGGGAUGGAUCUUUGUGCCCAUCUACAUUAAAGCUGAGAUCAUCACCAUGCCCGAGUACCUGAAGAGGAGGUUUGGGGGUCAUCGUAUUCGCAUCUAUCUCUCUGUGCUCUCCCUCUUCCUGUAUGUCUUCACCAAGAUCUCAGCUGACAUGUUCUCUGGUGCAAUCUUCAUCAACCAGGCACUUGGACUGAAUAUCUACCUCGCUGUUAUCAUGCUACUAUCGAUCACCGCCUUGUACACCGUCACAGGUGGAUUGGCCGCCGUGAUCUAUACAGACACCCUACAGACCAUCAUCAUGGUUGUUGGAUCCUUCAUCCUUAUGGGCUUUGCUUUCAAUGAGGUGGGAGGCUAUGAGCAGUUCCAGGAGCGCUACAUGGAGGCAGUCCCUUCUAUGACGGGUAACAUCAGUGCAAGUUGCUACGAGCCUCGGGCGGACUCCUUCCAUAUUUUCAGGAACGCGAUAACGGGAGACCUGCCCUGGCCUGGCCUGGUGUUCGGGCUCACCAUUCAGGCCACUUGGUACUGGUGUACUGAUCAGGUCAUUGUCCAGCGCUGCCUCUCAGCUAAGAACUUAUCUCACGUGAAGGCCGGCUGCAUCCUAUGUGGCUACCUGAAGCUGCUGCCCAUGUUCCUCAUGGUUUUCCCUGGAAUGAUUAGUAGGAUCCUCUACCCCGAUGAGGUUGCGUGUGUGGAGCCAGAACUAUGUGAGAAAUACUGUGGGGCCAGUGUGGGCUGCACCAACAUUGCUUAUCCCAAACUGGUGGUGGAUCUCAUGCCCAAUGGUCUGCGAGGUCUUAUGCUGUCUGUGAUGAUGGCCUCACUGAUGAGCUCACUUACGUCCAUCUUCAACAGUGCCAGUACUCUCUUUACAAUGGACAUCUACACUAAGAUCCGCCAAUCCGCCAAUGAAAAGGAACUCAUGAUUGCCGGCAGAGUGUUUAUCUUGGUCCUGAUUGGUGUGAGCAUAGCGUGGAUCCCUGUGGUGCAGUCGGCCCAGAGCGGUCAGCUCUUUGACUACAUCCAGUCCAUCACCAGUUACCUCACACCACCCAUUGCAGCUGUUUUCCUGCUGGCCAUCUUCUGCAAACGUGUCAAUGAGGCUGGUGCGUUUUACGGCCUCACUAUUGGCCUGCUCGUCGGCCUGUCCAGGAUGAUAGCCGAGUUUGCGUACGGCACGGGCAGCUGCGCCAAUCCCACCAACUGUCCCACCAUCAUAUGCGGCGUCCACUACCUCUACUUCUCCAUCAUCCUGUUUGUGGUGUCCUGUAUCAUCAUCCUGGGCAUCUCUCUCAUGACAAAACCCAUCGCAGACAAACACCUGUAUCGACUUUGCUGGAGCCUGAGGAACUCGACGGAGAAGAGAGUGGAUCUGGAGAAGGACGACUGGGUUCAAAACAACGAUACUGACUCUUUGGAAUUAGAAGAACCUGAGGAGGAUCCCAGCUUCUGCAAGAAGGCAGUGAUGCUCUUCUGUGGCCUGGAGCAGAAAAACGCCCCCAAGCUGAGUCCGGAGGAGCAGGCGGAGCUGCAGAAAAAGCUCACCGACACCUCAGAGAAGCCUCUAUGGAGGAACAUCGUCAACGCCAACGCCAUCAUUCUCCUGUGCGUGGCUGUUUUCUUCCAUGGGUUUUACGGUUAA